GCUAAGCUGAAUACGAUAUGCGGGCUGAACAAUUUGUGGGGAUAUCAAUGUAAGGGAUCUCACAGGAGAUCCGCGGAAAAACGAUAAACAACCAGGGAGCUAUGCCGCGGAUAAAUAGCGACCCAACCAUGUUUGAACAACAGUUUUCCCAUGGGGGCACGCCACACCCGAAAGAACGGACGGUUUUUUCCCUCUUCCUAUCCCUACAUACAUUGCCUGGAGGUUCUUGGACAGAGGUGGGAUGAAUCUUGGCACGCGGGGUAGCUCAGUAUUGGGGUAUAUAGAGCGAGCAAUAAGCGAGACCACUUCGCGGGAACUAAGUAUCUUUAUAUAAACAUAAGCAAGCCCAAUGGAUUGGCGUCUUCUUGUUUUCUUGUUUUCAUAUCUUAAAAUUACAUCCAACAAAUCUUAUCCCCACAGUAUCGGUAUCAAAUAUGGAGGCCAAGGGGAUAGACGCUGCGACCAUCAAGGACCAGUCCGAAGUCAUUCGCCUGCUUGAGCUUGAUACCUCGCCAUGGUAUCAGAAGCCAAAUCUGCGAGCCUUGUAUUUCUGUCUCAUUCCUGCCGCUCUAGGUGUUGAAAUGACUACCGGAUACGAUGGCUCAGUCUUAAAUGGUCUGCAGGCCGUGUCUCACUGGCAAGAUUUUUUCGGACAUCCUACUGGUACACGUCUGGGCGUCUUGAAUGCAUCAUACAAUCUGGGUGGCUUGAUCAGUCUACCUCUUGUGCCUUGGGUUAAUGAUAGAUUCGGAAGACGGAAUAGUAUCGCUCUAGGAUCCAUCAUACUGAUGUGCGGAGUCGUUGUGCAAUCUGCGGCUCAGAACUACAACAUGUUCUUGGCUGCGCGUUUCCUCUUGGGUACAGGUAUACCGUUCGCUGUCUCGGGUGCAGCGCAACUUCUCGCCGAGUUGACAUAUCCGAAAGAGCGGGCUGUCGUCACGGGCUUGUUUAAUGUAUCCUGGUUCGUCGGCGCUAUUCUCGCUGCAGGUGUUACUCUUGGAACAUACUCGAUCCCCAACGACUGGUCCUGGCGCAUCCCUUCCAUCCUGCAGGCUGCUCCUUCCAUGCUACAACUUGUUUUUAUCUAUUGGGUGCCAGAGUCACCUCGUUGGCUCAUUUCCAAGGAUAGAGAUGCCGAAGCUUUUGAGAUCUUGGUCAAGUAUCAUGGGGAGGGUGACCGAAAUAACGCAUUUGUCCAGGCUGAGUUUGUUGAGAUACAAACCCAGUUGCGGCUAGAAAAGUUGAGCUCUCAGAGAAAGUGGAUCGAGUUACUCCAGACGCCCGGUAAUCGAAAACGAGUCCUGAUUGUGAUGUGUCUUGGUAUCUUCGCACAGUGGUCUGGAAAUGGCUUGAUUUCUUAUUACCUAGCCAAAGUCUUACAGACAGUCGGUAUCAAGGAUAAAAGAACUCAAAACAUCAUCAACUUGUCUCUCUCGUGCUGGAAUUUGAUCACUGCCACCUGCGCCGCAUUUGCAACAAAGAUCCUUCGCCGUCGUGUCCAGUAUCUCACGUCCUUUGUCAGCAUUACUGUCAUCUUUAGUAUCAUCACAGCUCUCAGCGCUACGUUCGCCAAGACCGGAGGGAACGCCGUCGCCACAGGCGUGAUUGCCUUCAUCUUCAUCUUCAACGCCUUCUUUAACAUCAUGCAGCCUCUAAUGUACAUUUACGCCACUGAGAUCUUCCCCUUCAUCUACCGUGCCAAGGGUCUUGCUAUUCUGCAGUUUUUCAACAGGGGCAGUACUGCCUUCAACACAUUCGUGAACCCUAUCGGGCUCGACAGCCUCAAGUGGAAGUAUUACUUGUUCUACGCUGUAUGGUUGGUUUGUGAGACUGGCAUCGUCUAUGUUCUUUAUCCCGAGACCAAGGGUCCCUCUCUUGAAGAAGUUGCUAUGGUGUUCGACGGCGAGAGGGCUUCCAAGAAGGUUAUGAAUGAAGAUCAGGACGAUGAUGUCAAAGCCACCGAAAUGAAGCCAACUGUGCAUGAGCUGAAAUAGUAGAUUGUGUCUUUCUUCGUCUGACUGAGGUACUGGGUCUUGAGGAUGCCUCGAAUGAGUAAAUCGGGCCAAGUUUCUGUCGGAAUUCAGUUUUUGUCGUAAACUGCACGCUUUAGGGCUAUGAUCAGAU
Molecule: messenger RNA, 2124 nt
Organism: Cadophora gregata
Lineage: Eukaryota; Fungi; Ascomycota; Leotiomycetes; Helotiales; Ploettnerulaceae
Exons: 8
Coding region: 435-1994 (519 amino acids)
Biological process (GO): carbohydrate transport; transmembrane transport
Cellular component (GO): membrane
Molecular function (GO): carbohydrate:proton symporter activity
Source: RefSeq, a predicted model, not a curated record